AUGGGGAGCAACCGGUUGAUUUCACGAUUGGUGCUGAUUUGUACAGUUUUUAGGUACGCAUACUGUGAGGACGAGCAGCACGAUGCUCGAGAAGGCGACGACGUGACCAUGCAGUGCCGUUUCUCCCUAGACCCGGUCGUCGGCGAGUCCCUCACCUAUUACUGGGUGAGAAGUACGGUUAGCCAACACGACAACGUCGCCAUCGGCAACAUUCCUUUGGAGACUAAUUACCAAAUUAAUUACGCUCCAUCAGAAGGUCGUUAUGAUCUUAUGGUGUCGAAUGUAACGUAUGAACGGGAUAACGGUCGGUUUGAGUGCAGAGUUAAAGCUGGAGGAUCAGGGCGGACUCUACAUUCACAAAGCUACAAUCUAGUGGUCCUCACGCAGCCUCAACCACCAAUAUUAAAUUCUGGACCACAGGCUCAGGCGCAAGAGGGUCGACAGUUAAAUCUUACUUGUUCAAGUACAGGUGGCUCUCCCAGUCCAAUUAUAAAGUGGUAUCGAGAUGGGUCCAUCCAUGCCAUGGAAGCUGAUGUAAUAGCAGGCAAAAUACGAGCAGAGCCUACAGUAGCUAUACUGACACUUGAGCCUAAUCGCGACGACGAUGGCGCUACAUUCCGCUGCGUGGUACGAAACCGUGCCAUGCGUGAGGGACAGCAGUUAGAAGCAACCGUAGAAUUGAGCGUGAAUUAUUUUCCACGCGUAGAAGUUGGCCCAGAAAACCCAUUAAGAGUCGAAAUAGAUGGAACCGCAAACAUGAUGUGCAAAGUGGACGCUAAGCCUAAAGUUAGUGGAGUGAGAUGGACGCGAGAGGGCAAAUACAUUUCAAAUUCCUUUAACCACAUGAUAAAAAGCGUAACAGUUCAAGAUGCAGGAAAAUAUGUAUGUAGCGCUGACAAUGGACUCGGACAUCCGGGUGAAAACGAAAUAUAUCUGGAUGUCCUGUUUCCUCCUAGUGUGAGCGUAGACUCUAAAACCUAUGAAGCUGAAGAAGGCGGAACGGUGGAAAUCCGCUGUGAAGUGUCUUCUAAUCCUGAACCUAUUUCAAUUGAGUGGACUAUGGAGGGUAGAAAUGAUUUUCGACAGAAAGGAAAUACUCUAUUAUUAACACGAGUAAACGCAGAUAUGGCAGGAACGUAUGUCUGUCGCGCUGUCAAUCUCUUAUCAUCUAGUAGCGGGAAUAAAGUGGAAAAGGCUGGAAGUGCAUCGGUCGCGGUACUCGUAAGACAUAAGCCUGGCAACGCUUUCAUAAGUCCUGAUCGUCCAAUAGCUCAAGAGGGUACAGCGGUGACUUUGACUUGUAGCGCUAAGCCUCCAGGCUGGCCCGCUCCUCAGUACCGCUGGUUCAGAGAAAUAGAAACUGGAGAUAUCAAACCAACUGUUCUCGCUACAGGAAAUAAGUACACGAUACCAAGCGCUCAUCUCGGUAGCGAGGGAGUCUAUCAUUGCCAAGCCACCAAUGAACUCGGUCACAGUGAACUCGCUACUGUCAACCUUGAAGUAUAUCAACCACCUCGGUUUCAAUCUAAACUACAGCCUCACAUGAUCAAAAAAAGUGGUGAACGAAAUUUUUCACUAACUUGUGUUGCUUUAGGCAAACCGCUGCCUAACGUUAAGUGGUACAAGGAUAAUGCUGAAAUUCGCCCAGAUGCUAACUUAUACGAGGUAAAAACAGAAAUUAAUGAAAGUAGGAACGCUGUGUACAAUAUACAAAGUACGCUCAGAUUUCGCGGAAAAGCGAGACCAGAGGAGGAUGACUUAUUGCCGGGAGAUAGAGGAGUAUAUGGUUGCUCAUUUGAAAAUGAAGUCAAAAAAGUUGAAUCCUCCAUGCAGCUCCGCAUUGAACAUGCACCGAUAUCAAUCCGGCAACAAAAGAAGGUGGCUUACGACUUGAUGGAAAACGCAGAAAUAUCUUGUCGAGUUCAAGCUUAUCCUAAGCCGGAAUUCCAAUGGUUCUAUGGCGCUAAUCCUGCACCGUUGCAAAUGUCUUCCGACGGUCACUAUGAAAUUAUAACAACGACGGACGAAAACGACUCCUAUUUAAGUGUAUUAGUGAUACGAAACAUCAAGGCUCACGAUUAUGGUGACUAUUACUGUACGGUUAAGAAUUCGCUCGGAAACAUUCGACCUCAAAUAAGGUUGCAGCCUAAAGGUGCACCGGAGCCACCCAGAAAUUUGGCGAGCCAGAAAGUCGAUGCUAAGUAUGUCACUUUAAAAUGGGAAGCGGGUUUCAACGGCGGACUUUCGAGUACAAAGUACUUUGUAUGGAUCCGUCGUGUAAGGAACCCGGCGAGCGGGAAACAGUGCGAUGUGAAGCGGCCCGAAGAGUUCGACUGGAAAGAAUACGACUGUGGACGCUCUAACCCAUGCAAUGUGACUGGACUUGAGCAACAUAACUCAUAUUAUUUCAAAGUAAAGGCUGUAAACACGAAGGGGCAAAGUAAUUACUCAAACGAAAUAUCUGUUACGACAAAAGUUCAUGAGAUUGAGCCUCCGAACGAGGUGACGUUCGAUCCAGCAGAAAUAACUGUUAGUUUUAGUGUUGGGGCGACUUGCUUGCCGCUCGUGGCGGUCAUCGAAAGAACUCAAGGGACGAAUAAUUGGCAGGUAAUAGAGACGAUGCCCUUACGUCUCUCCGGUACAUCUGCCAAUACUCAGUCGACUAAACUGGAAGCCACAAGGCAGGGCCGCACGGGCGCGGACCCGCACCACGAACAGGAAACCUCCUCCUACCCGCAGCUACGCGUUAAACUGUGCUUGCAAAACAAUCAGGACGUGUGUAGCGAAUAUGUUGAUGCUCAAAUUGGUACAUCUUAUACGAAUACUGUUAGAAGCGAACCGAUGUUAUUUGGAUUGGUCUUAAGCGUUAUAUUUAUAGGAGUUUUGGGUGCCGUUGUUGUUUGUAUGUUCUUCAUAUUUCGACGUAAGGCCAAAUCGAAUUGUAAGAGAAUGGACUCGAUACGAUCACCCAUCGGUUCACCUCCAAGCCAAGCGCCACCGCCUUAUUAUUCGUGUGCAGGAAUGGAAAAUAAGGCUCUAGAAAAUUCUAUGGACAUACCUUUAACUAAGGAAGAUUCUAAAAGCGCCGUAUAUGAAACACAAGGAGGUUACGGCUAUCACAUCGCUCACCACGUACCGCCACAUACAGGCCAAAACAUGUCGAAUACAGAUUGGGCCAAUAUGGGGUACUCGGAAAACAGCUACGCGAACAGCAAUAAUGGCGGCAGUGUCAACUCACAAGACUCCAUGUGGCAAAUGAAGACGGCCGUGCCGAACAAUCCACCAGUAAUCUCCCCACAUCAAAUCAUCGACCAUCACCAAGGCAAUUACGGCUACGACCCAAUAGCCCACGGUGGCUACGGCACGAUAGACGACUACGUGCCGUACUCGCCGCUGCCGCACGGCUCGCACGCGCCCGCCUCUGAUUACGGCCUGCGCAACUCGCAGAACCCGUCCCGACACGACUACUGCUCCGACCCGUACGCCUCCGUUCACAAACCUAAGAAACGCAUGGAUCAGCAUAUCGAGUCGCCGUACCACGAGGUGAGCGGGCUGCCGGACGCGUACGGUGGCGAGGACGCGGCCGAGGACAAGCCGCCCCACCUGUCGCUCGGCUACGACGAGUCGCUCGAGUCCGGCUACUCCACGCCCAACGCGCGCGCGCGCCGCGUCAUUCGCGAGAUCAUCGUG
Molecule: messenger RNA, 3690 nt
Organism: Brenthis ino (lesser marbled fritillary)
Lineage: Eukaryota; Metazoa; Arthropoda; Insecta; Lepidoptera; Nymphalidae
Source: the annotation of a GenBank genome assembly